AUGUCAUCCCCCGGACUCAACGUAAUCGCACUGAUUUCCGGCGGCAAAGACUCGCUCUACUCUAUCCUGCACUGUAUCCGAAAUGGCCAUCGCGUCGUCGCCCUGGCGAACCUGCACCCUCCGCUGCCGGAGGAGAAGGACUCACAGCAGCAGGAAGAAGAAGAAGAAGACGAUAUGGACAGUUUCAUGUAUCAAACAAUAGGCCACAACAUCAUCCCGCUGUAUGAAACAGCACUGGGGAUUCCGCUGUAUCGAGCACCGAUCAUGGGUGAUGCAGUGGAUACGUCGAGGGUAUACGGUAAUGACAGUACUACAACAACAGCAGCAGCAGCAGCAGCAGCAGCAGAUGAAACAGAAUCGCUUAUGCCGCUGCUAACACGCAUAAAACGAGAUAUUCCGCAUGCCAACGCAGUCUCGGCAGGCGCAAUACUGUCUACGUACCAGCGCACGCGCAUUGAGAAUGUUGCGGGUCGGUUGGGUCUUGUUCCGUUGGCGUGGCUGUGGAUGUAUACUGAGCUUCCUCGGCGUGACUUUCCGUCAACGUCAAGUGGGCUAUUGGAGGAUAUGGCAGCGGUGGGCUGCGAGGCACGCAUUAUCAAAGCUGCGUCGGGCGGGCUUGAUGAGGGUUCUCUGUGGGAGAAUGUCUCGUCGAAUGAUGGGCUUGUGAGACGGCGGCUUGAGAAAGCCAUGAGGCGGUUUGCGGUUGACGAUCUGGAGCAGGCGGUUCUGGGGGAGGGGGGCGAGUAUGAGACGCUGGCGCUUGAUGGGCCGGGGUUUCUUUGGAAGCAGAGGAUUGUUGUUGAGGAUUCUGAUAGAGGAGUUCGUUCGGCCGGGGGUGGGGUUUGUUAUUCGACGAUUAAGAAAGCAAAGUGUGUACCCAAGGAGGUAGGGCAGGGGGAUAUAAAGCCAGAGGAUAUCCGGAGACCGGCGCGGUUGGAUGAUUCUUUUCAAUGGGCUUUGGAGGAGGUGUUGGCAAAAGACACAGUGCAAGAAGAGAGUGUCAAUGGCCAAUCUCCUUGUCAACCUCUCCCUGCAAUCGACUCGCAUACAGCAGCUAGCGAUACAAACUCAUGGACCGUUUCCAACGUCACCGCGCCCGAGGCUGGAUCCGACGCUGGUGCACAGAUGCAUGGCAUUUCAGCAAAGCUUCAAGACAUCUUCUCCUCUCGGGGCGUGGCUUCUACCGACGACAUUGUGUUCACGACCAUCUUGCUGCGCUCUAUGAAAGACUUUGCACCCAUGAACGAGACCUACGUCUCGCUCUUCUCCAAACCCAACCCUCCAGCCAGAGUGACAGUAGCCUGCGGCGACUGUCUCCCCGAAGGAGUACAGAUCAUGGCGUCGUUCACCAUUGACCUUGGCGCGCGCCAUUUAAGAAAAGGCCUCCACGUGCAGUCCCGGUCCUACUGGGCGCCAGCCAAUAUCGGACCGUACUCGCAAGCCAUCACUGUGCCAUGUCAGCUAGACACACCGGUUGAAACCAGCGGAGGACUCGUUUUCAUUGCCGGGCAGAUCCCGUUGGACCCGGCGUCGAUGGAGUUUCCGACCUCUGGUCUAAAUGGCGAGUACGAUGACUUUGGUCUCCAUGCAACAUUAUCCCUGCAGCAUCUUUGGAGAAUCGGACGAGCUACGCAGGUUGAUUGGUGGCUCGGCGGAAUCGCAUUUUUGGCGAGAGACGACAACGCCCGCAUACGGACAAAAGCACAGUUGGCACAUAAGCUGUGGCAGGCCAUGAAUAAAUCAGCCAAAGAAGAGGAAGAGGAAGAACAAGAAGACGCAGAGUUGGAUGUCUGGGACAUCAAGCAUGGUCUUCGUGAAGAUCCUCGAUCAGCACGGGGUGUUGUUCAGCGGCUGCCCAACUUUGAGCGUGUUGGCAAUGAUAAUACUAAUAGUGACGCCCAAACGAUAAACACGCCCCUAUUUGCAGUCGAGGUUGAGGCACUUCCACGGGCGAGCGAUAUCGAGUGGCAGGCACUUGGGACGACGUGCAGCGAUGUGGCUCUGAUGACUGUUGGUACUGUAGACCCCGAUACGCGGAUAUGGCGCUCAAGGCUCAGCAACACCGAAUUCUACACAAUUAGGUUUGGAAAAUCCAGCAUAGAACAUGGAAACCUGGAUGACCGGAUCGAUACGGUGGUCUCGGAGCUACAAUGCGACUUUGCGACCAGUCAUGCCACGGUUUAUCUUGCUAAUGGUGUUUCUAUCAACCGAUGUAGGGCGGCGCAGGUCAUUCCGUGUAGGAGCAUUUGGGGAGAUGGAGGGCAGGCCAUGGCUGCUGUGAUGACUGUACGGCUGUCAAAAUAA
Molecule: messenger RNA, 2304 nt
Organism: Talaromyces rugulosus
Lineage: Eukaryota; Fungi; Ascomycota; Eurotiomycetes; Eurotiales; Trichocomaceae
Exons: 1
Coding region: 1-2304 (767 amino acids)
Biological process (GO): protein histidyl modification to diphthamide
Molecular function (GO): diphthine-ammonia ligase activity
Source: RefSeq, a predicted model, not a curated record